This is a messenger RNA of Ziziphus jujuba (common jujube), 1641 nucleotides long. RefSeq names its product V-type proton ATPase subunit d2. Gene Ontology annotation, molecular function: proton-transporting ATPase activity, rotational mechanism. Gene Ontology annotation, cellular component: vacuolar proton-transporting V-type ATPase complex; proton-transporting V-type ATPase, V0 domain. Lineage: Eukaryota; Viridiplantae; Streptophyta; Magnoliopsida; Rosales; Rhamnaceae. Gene Ontology annotation, biological process: vacuolar acidification; proton transmembrane transport; vacuolar transport. The transcript has 10 exons. The record is from RefSeq and is a predicted model, not a curated record. The coding region runs from base 292 to 1347 and encodes 351 amino acids.
GGGUAACAACGGAAUUUCAAUCCCGUAACUAGAAACCGAUCGAUUCCCUCUGCAUCUGAAAUUUCCGAUUUGUACCGGGUACCAAAUCUAUCAUUGGUGGUCCUUUUCUUUUAACCCUGCAAUUCAGCUCAGUCUGCAUCGUUAGGGUUUCGAUUUUCUUGUCUUCUUCGUUUCGUCUUCUGGUUCUUCGAUCCUGCUCUGCCUCUCAAUUCUGGUUAAUAUUUCUCAGAUCCGACUUUAACAGAUCGCAGUAAUUUGGUUGAAUUUUUUUUUUUUUUUUUUGGGAGAAAAAUGUACGGGUUCGAGGCGUUGACAUUCAACAUUCAUGGAGGUUACCUGGAGGCUAUAGUUCGGGGACACCGUGCGGGACUCCUCACGGCCGCCGAUUACAACAAUUUGUGCCAGUGCGAGACCCUCGAAGACAUCAAGAUGCACCUUUCCGCCACCGAGUACGGUCCCUACCUCCAAAACGAACCAUCACCGUUACAUACAACUACAAUUGUGGAGAAGUGUACUCUUAAAUUGGUUGAUGAGUAUAAGCACAUGCUAUGCCAAGCCACAGAACCCCUCUCAACCUUCUUAGAAUAUAUUACAUAUGGUCACAUGAUUGACAAUGUUGUCCUCAUUGUCACUGGAACCCUGCAUGAGAGAGAUGUUCAGGAGCUACUGGAAAAAUGCCAUCCACUGGGCAUGUUUGACAGCAUUGCUACCCUGGCAGUUGCACAAAACAUGCGGGAACUUUAUAGAUUGGUUCUUGUUGACACACCACUUGCUCCGUAUUUCUCUGAGUGUAUUACAUCGGAGGAUUUGGAUGACAUGAAUAUUGAGAUAAUGAGGAACACUCUUUACAAGGCAUACCUUGAAGAUUUUUACAGGUUUUGUCAAAAACUUGGUGGCGCCACAGCUGAAAUCAUGUCUGACCUACUUGCCUUUGAGGCUGAUAGAAGGGCUGUUAAUAUCACCAUAAAUAGCAUUGGCACUGAGCUUACUCGCGAUGAUCGUAGAAAGUUGUAUUCGAGUUUUGGUUUACUUUAUCCCUAUGGUCAUGAGGAGCUUGCUGUCAGUGAGGACGUUGACCAGGUUCGUGCUGUCAUGGAAAAAUAUCCUCCUUAUCAGUCUAUUUUCUCUAAAUUAUCUUAUGGGGAGAGUCAGAUGCUUGACAAGGCAUUCUAUGAAGAGGAGGUGAAAAGGCUCUGCUUAGCAUUUGAACAGCAGUUCCACUAUGGGGUUUUCUUUGCAUACAUGAGGUUGAGGGAGCAGGAGAUCAGGAACUUGAUGUGGAUAUCUGAGUGUGUUGCACAGAACCAGAAAUCUAGAGUUCAUGAUAGUGUGGUCUUCAUAUUUUAAUUGGGGCUCCAAUCCAAUCGGCCGUUUGUUAGAAAUAAUCAUUUGUUCUUUUGCACAAUCUUCUGUAUAUCUCCUCCCCCAUCCCAUCCUCUAAUGAACUGUAGAGAUGGGUGCGGUUGCACUGUUUGCAAUGUUGUGUGUUGCGAAUAAGUACUUUUAUUUUAUGCUAUAUAUUUGUUAUGUAGAGGGGAAAAUUACUUGAAUUAAGAUUCAUAAAAUAUUUUGGGUGUGAUAACGAUUCGAAUUUAUAUACUGUGAUUCCAUAUUGUAAUAAUAGUGGCAGUUGCAACUGAA